This is a messenger RNA of Myzus persicae (green peach aphid), 4022 nucleotides long. RefSeq names its product protein arginine N-methyltransferase 5-like. Gene Ontology annotation, biological process: regulation of DNA-templated transcription. Bases 1558 to 3333 code for a protein of 591 amino acids. Gene Ontology annotation, cellular component: cytosol; nucleus. The transcript has 3 exons. The record is from RefSeq and is a predicted model, not a curated record. NCBI's taxonomy places the organism in Eukaryota, Metazoa, Arthropoda, Insecta, Hemiptera, Aphididae.
CAUGUUGGCAACACUCUUCGGCCACGCAGUCUUGCUCUUGCACGGUAAUCGGUGACUGAUACCCCAGUUCUCCAAAAACCUUAGAUCAUAUUAUUAUACUAAUCAUUUAUGAUCUAAGCCAAAAACGAUAAAAAAAAAAAAACAUUUUCAAGUUCACAUUAUUUAUAGCGUUUUCGAUUUGACAUAAUAGUGUGCACGGAAAAUUAAUACAUAUUACAUUGAAAUAUUGAAUUGUCUAAGACCGUGUUCACAACCGUGGAGUUUGAAGACCACGAUUUUAUCACGUGUUUUAUAAAACUGUAUUCUUCAAGAAAAUAAUGGGCCCCACGGAACAUGUUAUAGUUCAGAAUAAUAAAUAAUACCAUCAAUAAGACGUCUCAGAAAAGUUAAAUUAUCUUCAAGCCUUCUGUUAGCUAACGUCUUGAGGACCAAGACGGUGCAAAACUAGGAAAUAGGAAUAGUCGUGGGAUAGGUGAUCAAGUUUUUAUACAACAAAGGUCAAAAACUUUCGUUGAAAAUGUUCAAUUUGAUUCAUACCUCAAGAGUUAUCACUUAUCAGGAUCCCACACAACGGGUCCAUGUUCCUAAAUUGACCUCGCAAAAGGCACAAUGUAACUGCCAACUGCCAAUAUCUCAAUAAUGUAAACAAUAAUACGUGACAUUCACUUUACAAGAGAGUUUUGUGCAAAGCAAUGCUGGUAAUCAUUGGCAAUAAGCCGUCUGACCACUUACUUAAUCGGAAAUGGUCUUUGGUGGUCGUCAACUAUGAGAGAUAUGAUUUUGCCAACGACAUGUUAAUAGUCUCACAACGUUGCUAUACGGGGUUUAUCAGUCUAUGACCAGGAAUAAAUAGGUUUUGUCUUAUCGCACGAAAUUGCACAUGGUUUAUUCGUUUGCUUAAUCAUCUAGCUGUACAUUUGAGUCGAGAACAUGAAUUACCUGAAAUGCUUUUUGCUUUGGCUAAUGCGAUUUAUGUAGUAUUAAUAUCUUAGAUAAUAUGUUCAGCUAGUAUAGAAGAGUCGUGUUUUUAUGAGGUAUCAAUUCCAUAAGCUUUACAAGAAAAUGUACUAUAGUGUUACUAUAUAUGUAGUAUUUAUAACCAAUGUUAAUACCCAUGAAUAAUAUUACUUAUAAUUAAAUAACUACUAAAAUAUCAAUAUGGUUUGUCAGUCUUACAAAAAAAUCCAUGGGAGGGAUACGACACCCAAAUCCCCCCCCCUUGUAAUUACGGAACUGACUAUCGUGCGCCGUGUGGGUGCGACACUGCGACAAGUGCCCCCAACUCAGAGUAACAAAAUUGUCAAUUAAUCUAUAGGUCUCAUGAUCAACAUGUGUCUGCGUCGCGCAUUAAAAACAAAUUUUGUUGAGCUUAUUGGUCACUAGUCACAAGUCAUUUAAAGUGGCGAAGUGCCGACUGGCGACUGCUCAGAACCUGUGCAGCGAGCACGUGCGUUGUUUCGAACUUCUCGGUUCUCCGACCGGCAACAAUCAACAUCGUUUUCACGCACAGAAUAUUAAAAUCGAAAUACUUCCUAACAUUGCUUGUGAAUUUCGUGAAUGAUGAAUAAUAACAGUGUGUCCAGUAUAAAUAGAUUUUCACUAAUAACGUCCAACAUUCCUGUUGAUUUGGCAUUUGAUUUCAUUACAAAAACUGAUGUACAACAAUGUUUAGAAUACCUUACAGCAUGGUACUGCAAAGUAGGCUGUAUCCAAUUAUUUGACAAUGAUAAAAUUUUAAGUUUGGAUACAAUACUAUCUACAGAUUCAAUAAAUAAAGUGAUAGCGAAAUUACCAAUCGUAGAUUGUGAUGAUUAUAAACUUCAAAAUGACAUGGAAAAUCAAUUUAAUAAAAAACUUAGAACAUUGUGUAAUUUCAAUAUAAGAAAGUUUUUAAUCGAUUUUAAAUUACCAACCAGUUCUGCUAAUUUAGCUAGAGUGGUAUGUAAAUAUUCAAGUAAACCAAUUGUGUUUAAUUUAAAUGUACCAGCAUUAGAAAAUGCUUGGGACUCUUGGAAUACUUUUAGGAACAUGACUGGUUAUAGUUUACAAAUUAGCAUAGUUCUGUGCCUCACUAAAUAUGUGCCAACCAAUGAUGAGAUAAAACGAUGGGUUGGUGAACCCGUGUGUGCUUUAUCUAUUAGUACAAACCUUUUCAAUUUAAACAAAAAAGGAAAUCCAGUACUUAGUGAAGAUCGUGAAGUUAUUUUGAAAAUAGCUAUACAACAAAAAUGGACAAUAAUUGUAUCGGGUGAACCGCUACCAAAUAUGAGGGAUUAUUUUUAUUACAUAAUAUUUAUAGCUAAGAACGUUCAUAUCCCAGAUCCAAUAAUUGUGUGCGAUGAUCUUCUACAAUUACCCUUGCAACCACUCAGAGACAAUCUUAUGUCUUGUGUGUAUCAUGUUUUUGAACAGGAUCCAGUUAAAUAUACACAAUACCAAAAGGCAGUACACUUGGCAAUCAUUGACAAAAAGGUAAAAAAUAUUGUUAUAGCUGUUAUUGGUGCCGGUCGAGGUCCUCUAGUUAAAGCUUGUUUGAGAGCUGCAGACCUAGCAGCUGUAAAUGUUAAGGUAUAUGCAGUUGAAAAAAAUGAAAAUGCCAUACCAACACUACUUAUGUAUCAAAAAAACAUUUGGGGUAAAUCUGUUGAUGUGGUUUUCAGUGAUGGGCGCGAAUGGGACCCACCUGAGAAGUGUGAUAUAAUGGUGUCUGAACUUCUGGGAUCGUUUGGAGACAAUGAAUUGUCACCGGAAUGCCUAGAUGGAGCUCAGAAGUGUCUGAAAGAUGAUGGGAUAAGUAUACCUUGUGAAUAUUCAUCCUAUUUAAGGCCUGUAAUGUCACAUAAACUGUUUAGUCAGACUAUAAGAAAUGAAGCCAUUGAUGAAUCAUGCAUAUCAAAGUCGAAAGAUGCUGCAUUUGAACAGUCGUACAUAGUUUUACAACCAAAUAGCUAUAAGCCAACCAAGACCAAAAAAUUAUUUUCAUUUUAUCACCCUAAAAAAACACUGGAAAGCAAUGCUCGGUAUAAAUGCCUUAAAUUUGAAAUAACUUCCAACAUGCAAUUGCAUGGUUUUAGUGGCUAUUUUGAUGCAGUUUUAUACAAAAAUAUUAUAAUAAGUAUAGAACCAUUAACUGAGAGUUUUGGCAUGUUCAGUUGGUUUCCUGUUUAUUUUCCAAUCAAAGACACAAUGUUGGUUAAAUCUGGUAAUAUUAUAUCUGUGCAUUUUUGGAGGUGUUGCGAUGAACAUAAAGUGUGGUAUGAAUGGUGCGUAUCUUCUCCAAACCAAACACCUAUUUAUAAUUGCCAAGGGAAAUCAAACUCUAUAAGACUGUAAUUUAGUAAAUAUUACAUUUUUAUUUUAUUUGUACUAUUUUUUUAUUUUUGACUGAUGUUGAUCUUUUAAAUGUUAUAGUAAAUUUUUCUAUUUACUCAUGUUGAAUAUGUAAAAAAUUUAAUUUAUGUAUUAGUUAAUAGUUAAUUUACCUGUUCAAUCGAUUUUGUACCAUAGAUAUUAAAUACACUUAAUACAAAUCAAUAUUUUAAACCUACAUUUUUAAUUCUUUAUACAAAUUAGAUAAAACUCAAGUGACUUUGAUGGCGCAAUGAUCACAAAAAGAGGACUAACUUAAAGUAAUUUCUUAUUGGGCACAAUUGCUUUUUAGUUAGUUAUUAAAAGUUACAACACUUAUUAAAUUUUCAAAAAUAUUAUUCUUAGGCUUCAAUGUUACUGGGUGACCAUUAUGUUGUGUACUUCUGUCGUUACAACAUGUAAGUUAGAUAAAUUCCAUGCUUUUGAAAUAGUCCAACUCUUCGGCUACUGGGCCAACAUCAGCAUCCAGUAAUGCCCAUAUUAUAUUAUACGGUAGACUUUCGAUCAUUUCAAAAACUAUAUGAAUCGAUCAUGGACGCUUGGUGUCCUAAGAAAAUACCUAUAUUAUUCAUAGAAAUUACACUUAUUUUAGUUUUCCUGAUAAAUUCACAACAAGAAUGUUCGAGACGGCGGGUGACACCACGUCAUGCAUA